Messenger RNA from Aspergillus brunneoviolaceus CBS 621.78, 714 nucleotides. Its product is annotated as nuclear transport factor 2 family protein. Lineage: Eukaryota; Fungi; Ascomycota; Eurotiomycetes; Eurotiales; Aspergillaceae. The coding region runs from base 1 to 714 and encodes 237 amino acids. The record is from RefSeq and is a predicted model, not a curated record. The transcript is spliced from 2 exons.
AUGGUCUACAACAUCACCGAGAAAGAGACCCAGCCGACGAUCUACAGCCACAUCAACGGCUCCCCAUCCGAGAUCAACGACCGAUACUGCGUCUCGGAACUGUGCAAAGGCUGGCCGGUCUAUCGGGACGCUUCCGAAUGGAACCACUACCGCCACCUGUUCGCCAAGGAGGGCGCCUUCGUCUUCACCACAUGGAGCGGCGGCCUCUCGAUCGACGACUUCAUCCAAACCUCGAUCAAAGGCCGCGCCAACGGCGACUUCAUCAUGCACCGCGAGAACGGCACCCUCGUCGACCUCAACCCGUCCACCCAGCGCGCCGUCGGUAAGAUGAAGGCCACGAUCACGCAGCGCUUCAGCUGGGACGGGGUGGCCUUCGACGUCGAGUGCGACUGCCGCUUCAUCAACUUCUGUCUCAAAGAGGAGGGCGAGUGGAAGGUCGUGUAUAUCAAGCUGUUCUACGAGAAGGACCGCGUGGUGCCCGUCGACGGACGCACUGUCCCGCAGUUCGACCGCACGGAGCUGCUCAAGUAUCCCCCCGGCUACCAGUAUCUGGCUGUCGCGCAGUCGCGGCUGGGCCAUCCGAUUCUGAACGAUCUGCCCACCUUGGAUAAUCGGGCGUUCUUCGAUUUGUACGCCGCCAUGGAUGCCUGGUUGGAGGGCCGGCCGGUGGGGGAUCUAUUGCAGAUUCCGAAGGAGGCGGUGCCGCGGUAUUGA